This is a messenger RNA of Gryllus bimaculatus (two-spotted cricket), 4206 nucleotides long. Lineage: Eukaryota; Metazoa; Arthropoda; Insecta; Orthoptera; Gryllidae. The record is from the annotation of a GenBank genome assembly.
AUGUUGAACGGCUUGUCCAGAACUCGACCAUGGAGCAUCACACGCCGACCGAUCCGUCUCACAGCCCUCCCCUUCACCCCCAGCCCCACACCCCCGCAUGCCCAAAUGAUGUCCAGCCAGCCCUUCAUGGGACCCCGUUAUCCUGCUGGUCCUCGACCUGGUGUUCGGAUGCCACAGAUCGGGAACGAAUUCAAUGGGCCACCUGGUCAGCCCAUGAUUCCAAACAGCAUGGAUCCAACGAGACAAGGACCUCCAGGAAUGAGCCCCAUGAAUCCCCGUAUGAACCCACCUCGAGGUCCAGCAAUGGGUCCCAUGGGCCCGGGUUCAUAUGGACCAGGUAUGAGGGGGCCACCACCUAAUAGCACAUUAGGUCCUGGUGGACCUGGAGGACCAGGAGGCCCUGGAGGCCCCGGAAAUUAUGGUGGUCCACCUGGAUCUACAGGCCCUCCAGGUCCUGGAACACCAAUCAUGCCUAGCCCACAAGACUCCUCCAAUUCUGGUGGUGAGAACAUGUACACAAUGAUGAAGUCAGUGCCAGGUGGAAACAUGCCUGGGGACUUCCCUAUGGCUGGGGGACCUGAAGGUGGACCCAUGGGCCCCAUGGGACCGAGCACCAUGGGACCUGUAAUGAACGGAGACGGACUGGAUGGAAUGAAGAACUCCCCUGCCAACGGCGGGCCUGGCACCCCACGGGAAGACAGCGGGAGUGGGAUGGGCGACUACAACUUGGGGGGCUUUGGGGGACCUGGGGAAAAUGACCAAACUGAAUCAGCCGCCAUUCUGAAAAUUAAGGAAAGCAUGCAGGAAGAAGCCAAGAGGUUCGAAAAAGACUCCGACCAUCCGGAUUAUUUCAUGCAAUAACACCCCGUCCCAGGCCCAUCUCCUUCACCCUCCAGGUUCCUCCCUGUCCAAAGUCCUCCACCAAGCCCCUCCCCAUGCCCCCUUCCUCUGCUCAGGCAGUCCCCCCCCUCCCCUGUCGCGGGACCUGGUAUCAAAAAGAGAAUCAGAUUGUAAAAUCAGAUUGCUGUCAGUGAGUGAGUGGCCAGGCGCAUCUGUGGUACUCUGUGGGGGACGUUGGAGUCACCACAGAUCACAGAAAAAUUUAUAGGAAAUUCAUUUGAUGCUUCUUGGUCAUAUCGCCAAUUUUGAACAAUUUUACUUGCAUUCACUGAACAUUUCCGGUUUACACCUGGUCAGGUUGGAAUACACUUGUACAUGUUCCUAUAUUGUGUGUGAGGAGACUAGCAAUCUGAUUCCUUGAGAUGUUUGCAAAGUGUGAGUGACAAAUGCAAGGUGAAGUGUUGCAGUGACUGACUAGCAGUGCUAUCUAUCUCACUCAGUUCAGAUGCGUGUGGUGUGCUGAGCUGUGCUAGGUGGACGUGCAAACAGUACUCAUUACUGUUAUCCAGUACAUGAAGCAACAAAGGAGCUUACUUGUCUGUAUAAAAUUCAGAGUAGCAGUAGCUCCAAUUUUCCCCUUCCUCCUGUCUCCCCGUUGUCCCCACCUCUCACAAUUUGAAGUAGCUCCCAAGACUUGAACCCAACUUUCUCUCACAUGGGGUUCAGUAAAUUUGCAUCAGAUUUUAUAUAAUUUAUAUUAAAAGUGAAAUGUUCUAUUUAAAAACUGAUAUUUCUGUCAGAUGAGAACUGUGUCAUUCUCUUGAAGUUUUAGGCUUAUUUAAACAUCCAUGUUCUGAAACUGUUGUGUACAUUUUGUGCCACUUGUCUGUGUCUCUUUUGGUGUAAUAUUGCCCUGUCCAUCUUUUGUCCCCCUGCUGCCUGAUACAUUAUCUUAGUUUAGGAAAUAUUUCUAGCUUUCUCUUUCCAAGUUAAAUGGAGGGGGAAGUUCCCAAUUUUCAGAUGAAACAGUCUUCUAAUGGCUGUGACAUUUCUGAAUAGAUUUUCUGCUUGCUGCCACAAGGGGGGGUUGAACUGUUAAAUGUCAUUUUGCCUAAGCAUUUUGCCAGUUGGCAAGGUCUUGCUGCCAGUUUAAUUUAUUUAAUGCAAAGGUGCACUGCAAGUAGUACCAUUAUAUUUAUGUGAUGUUUAAAUUAUUUUUGAUACUUAUGGGUGAAUGAAAGCAUUUUUUCCGUGAUUUAAACAUUAUACAACUCUUUUGUCCUAAAAGGAAUUUCUUAUGUUCAAACAAAUCAGUAUUAAGUUCAUGGAUUAUGGGUGUAGAAGGGUUCAUUCAAAGCAUUGUUCCCCCUGUUCAUUGAAUCUCGUUACUUGAAAAUGAGAGGAGAGUUUUUAUUGUUAGUGCAACGAGACUUUGUGCACUACUUCUAUUAUUUUGUGUUCAUAUUCAUCUUAAAUGAAGGGAAAAUCAAUGGGGAGUUUCCCACCCAGGUUACCGCAAGAAUUCCCUCAGACAAGGGAGGAUGAGAAUGCUACCGCCGUGGAUAUUGUUUAAUUCAAUCAGGAGAACAACUCUCUGACCUUUUCUUCAAUAGUAUAAAUAUAUGCAAAAAAUAUAUAUAUAUAUAUAUUAUAGUUGAACUUGUUUUCCAGUGAGUAGAUAAUUCUGUCUUGCCACCUCAACCAUUGCGUAGCAUUUACCAUGAUCAGCCAGCAUGGUUGUGCGAAUGUACAUAACCUUUGGAUGUAAAUUGUUUUCCAGACUUAUGUGUUUGGAAUAGGUCAGGUUUGUCCGCUCUUGGAGCCUGAUCUUGUAAAUAUCUUUUAUUUCUGUGUAGAAGGAGGCGAAGCAGCCCCGAGUUCAGCCCUUCUCCUUCAAUUUAAAAAACCUGGGGUUGCUUUGCUUUAUUUGAGAGGGAAUUUGUGUUCUGUACAGUCUCAGAGCAGACGAUUUGGUCUCGUAGGAAUAGUUUGUUGGAGCUCCAAUGUUUUGGUCUUGCCAUAUCAAUUCAACAUUUAAAAAAAGAAACAUUUUCACAUUGUGUGCCCUGUACGCUCGACCGUGAUCUGCAUACAGCUUCGUCUGUCCCACAGCCCAUUUUUUCUGCACUGGGAGCCACGAUCAUGAAGGAAGUCUUUGCUCAAUAUUUCUUUCAUUCUGUCUUUAAUUUUUUCUUGGUGUAUUUGAGAGAAUGUCAACAGCCUGAAGUACUAACAUGUGUUUCCAUGACAGUGUAAUAUCAGUGUAAUUUUAUUAUAUAACUGUUCAAAGAAAACUAUCCCCACUAAAGUAUAAACAUUAAAUAAAAGGGAAUGAAUGUUUUAAAAUUCCAUAUCUACUUGUAUAAUGUACCUCAGGCUGUUGAUGUUCCAUGUAUGUUCUGUUUAGUUUAAAUCUUCACAGGAAACUUCCUUAUCUUUUCUUUUGUUUAUUGUUGAUGUUGUUGUUGUUGUUGUUAACUUUUCUUAGCGUGUGGUAGAUUUGUAAAUCCAAAGGAUCACUCAGCAAAUCAACUGCAGAGUUGAAAAUUCAUAACUACUGUCAUCCCCAUGUAAUUAAAAGAAAAUUCAUCACAUCUGCCUAAAUAUCAUUGAGUUCCAUUUAAUUAUUUUUGUACAUUGCAAAGGAAUUCCUUUAGCUCUAAACCUGUGGUCACAUUUGCAUUUUUAUUUGCUCUUCUUGGUGCUUGCAAUGCUGCACUCUCCUUCGCUGCAGAAGGCUGUGAGGUAGCCAGCAGCCGUGAUCUCCUAUCAUUGUGACUGAUAAGGCAUCAUUUCACUGAUCCAUCAUAGAAAAACCAAAAAUCAUUUGAUAAGACAAUGACUUUUUCCUCUACAAUUAUUGUAACACUUUUGUCAAACAUGGACGGCAUUUCUUUACUUAAUUUUUCCUAUGUCAAGUCUCCAUAAAGAAUGAAAACCAUUUGGCAUCUCUUCCUAUUUUGUUGGUGGAGUAGACCUAGACUAACAAUUGUGUAAGUACCGUAGUCACAUAGAAGAGUAUUAUUAUAAUUAUGUGUAGCAAUUUUGAGUAAAAACAAGGCUGGAGCAAAAUGACUGUUUAUUUUCCUUCUACUCUUGCUCACUGUAGUGUUCAUGACACAUAUAGGAACAUUUUCAGUCCUGCCUUCCUUUUCCUUUUCUCCCAAUCCUGGUCUCAUCAGUCCUUGAAAACGCUGUUCAGUAAAUAUACCCCAAAAGAUGUGCAAAUUUUACACAAUAAAUCUAUUCACUUUGCUGGGAUCACAGUGCUAUAAAGUCCAAACAAGUCAAAAUGUAGAAGACAGCACUUGCAAGCUUUUAUUUAAAGUUAUUAUUUUGCUCAUGUAUUACAGGUAUACAGUUGCU